Messenger RNA from Chondrus crispus (carragheen), 207 nucleotides. RefSeq lists its product as hypothetical. The record is from RefSeq and is a predicted model, not a curated record. Gene Ontology annotation, cellular component: U12-type spliceosomal complex; U2-type prespliceosome; catalytic step 2 spliceosome. NCBI's taxonomy places the organism in Eukaryota, Rhodophyta, Florideophyceae, Gigartinales, Gigartinaceae. The coding region runs from base 1 to 207 and encodes 68 amino acids. Gene Ontology annotation, biological process: spliceosomal complex assembly. Gene Ontology annotation, molecular function: mRNA binding. The transcript has a single exon.
AUGCUCCUCUACGUCCUGCAAGGGCUAUUUCAUCCUGCCCGGAAAGUACGGGAAGUAUACUGGCGAAUAUAUAAUAUGCUUUACAUUUACGCACAAGAGGGUCUUGUCCCGUUCUAUCCAAGCAUGCGAUGUGCCUUGCUCGAGGAAGACGACGACGAAUACGGGCCAGAACGAUACGAACGCUCAGAGCUUUUGAAUAUCAUUUAA